Messenger RNA from Melampsora larici-populina 98AG31, 1602 nucleotides. RefSeq lists its product as uncharacterized. The record is from RefSeq and is a predicted model, not a curated record. The transcript is spliced from 3 exons. The coding region runs from base 1 to 1602 and encodes 533 amino acids. Lineage: Eukaryota; Fungi; Basidiomycota; Pucciniomycetes; Pucciniales; Melampsoraceae.
AUGCUUGACCAAUUACCCACAGAGAUUCAAGAAGCAAUAAUCUACUAUCUAAUUGAUUUGGAUAGUCAAGGGCUCGUCCAAGUCCGUAAUCCAUACAGUGGAAGGAGUGGAACAGCUCGCUCAUUUUUGGCACUAUCUCAAGUAAAUUGGAAACUAAGGCGUGUCUGCGAAUCUUUUCGCUGGAAGACAAUACGCUUUAGCCAAUCACAAGAUCUUGAUGCGCAGGCGGCUCAUUCAGAUACGGAAUACCUAACCAGAAAUGUUCGCGUGUUGCAAGCUAGCGUACUUCUCUCCACCCCGGACGGCCUCUUUGACCAGACCUGUUUAAAUACUUUUGUUCAUCUCAAAGAUCUCCUAGAUCAUUUGUCUCAACGCACGGUAAAGCAUAUACGUCUUUACACUCCUGCUGAGCUCGACGCUACCAGGAUCGCCAUACUCAACGAUCCCGAUAACUUACUCUCUAAACAUCUCAGGCUCGCUCAUAGACAAAUUACGUCUUCUCUAAUCAAUUUUCCCCUUCUAACUUCUUUAGACAUUAGCGGGGUUUGCUAUUCUUUCAUAGCUGAAGAUGAUAUUGCUCAAUGUGUUUGGCAACUACCCAAUCUAACUCGAUUUCGAGCUCAUAGUUCAGAAGCUCCUUCGCAGCUUAAUGAUACUGAUAGCAUACAACUUGGUGAGUCUCUCGCCUCUCGUUGCUCAUUAGAAUAUCUUUCUCUUGGAUGUCUUCAAGGUCCAAAUGAAAGAUGGGCCAGACUCGACUGGAAGGGUCCUUUGAAGGUUCUAUCUAUGAAGUUCUGCUGGAACAUUCAGAAUGAUGGGCUUUAUGGAUUCAUAUCUAGAUUCCCGACGUUGAAGAAGAUUCGGGUCGAAGGUCAAACCAUGGAGCUUUCUGGCGGUUUCUCCCUCACUGAUCAAAAUCCAUUUCCAGUCUUAGAGAGCUUUACUUUUUCGGGAUUCGAAGUUAAUCCCUAUAUCUUCAAAACCUUAUCAAGCGCCCCUAAGCUCGAAAAAUUCCACGUCCAUCUCGCUAGGCCCCGAAAGGCUCUUCAAGAAAUGUUGGAUUGCAUUGAAAAGGACACAAACGCUUGGCCAAGCUUGAGGUUGGUCAUUCUUUCACAAAUCUUCCCUCUAGAUCAACAAAGGAUCUCGCUUGAGAAUUGGGGCCGUGAAAGACAGAUAAGUUUCAAGUUUCAUCACCGUCAGAACUUACAUCAGGAAACCACCGAAGCUGAAGCUUUAACCGCAAACCCAAUGGAAGUCGACGAGCAAAACCAAGAGCACAUGGAAGCGGACGAUGUUCCCCUGGGGGCUCUUCAUAUCGAAACCGUAGACACAGACACGGUAAAUCCCCUUGAUGAAGCGGAGACCGAUGUACCAGCUAUCGAAGGUGCAGUACCUGACUUGAACUUAUCCAAUGUUGAAGAACCAGAGCAAGAUCUAUCUGAUGUUGAUACUAACAUUUCCGAGGAAGACUUAUCUGAAGAAGAAGAAGACGAUUUUUCUGAUGACCAGAGUGAAAUCUCGGUGCCAGGUUCAGACGAUAGCGAGUUAAGCAAAGACGAAGAUUGGACAGUUCCAAGUUGGAUCAGAGACCAUGAGUAA